AUGACCACCACGACAUACGACGUUACGAUUCUACGCUAUUUGACGAAGUGUACGAUUUGUACUGCAGCUUUUGUGCUAUGCCCCGUCUUCUUCGUCUUAAAUAUUGUGCUAUACGGCAUACAAGUCCUCUAUCGUCGUCUAAGGCAUGGCAAAGCAACACCUCGCUCUCAUGUGCUCAUACGCGAACGAGGCUCUUCGCCGCGUUUGCGGACACAUAUUCGAAAGGAACCUUCUAUAAAGAUUCUUCAAACCAAGAGCGAACCAACGACUCCAGCUGAACAUCAAACGAGCCCUCGGGUCUCGUUCUCGGAGAAUACAUAUGGCGAUCACAAGCCUGCGGGGAAGAAACGCUGGCCGUCCCCGGCCAAGCUAUUUUCUUCUGACAAUUCGGUUUUCAAUGCCCGCUCUGUCCUAGCGUCUACAGCGACGACGCCGACUCUAUGCUCAACAAGUUCGCGGUUUUUUUCCGAUCUGCCUCAUCUGGGCUCCGCCCAAUCUAUGAACAAAGCUGAAGUAGGGACGACGCGAAAGGACUAUGUCUUUCCACCAUCCAGAUCUAGUCUAUCCAUUUUGCCCCGUCGCCGGUCUUCUUUCAACUUGAAAUUGCCUUCGACUCUGCAAACGGUACCCAUGUUCAAGCCGAAGUCACAGCGGACACAGGGCGGUCCAACUCGUUCAGCUUCAGAUCCUACUGCAUGGACAGCUCUACUACAUGGUAAUCGUCCGUCCGUCCAUCUGCCUGCAAUGCUCCGUCGGAAGACAGAUAUCCCAUCGACUCCUUCAGCCCGCCGUAACUCCGCAGACUCUGCUCUGCUCAAGGCCUGUCGCUCACUCACGAAUCCUGGAAUUAGUCGUCGUCGAGCUGCAUCGGUCUCAGAGACGGUGCACCGUGUUCCUGUUCGUCCUUGCGAACCGCUUAUACCGUCUCGUCGACCUACGGCGCCAGCUUGCUCCGACAAAUCUGCUACAGUACAGAAGUCCCUAUGCGCUGCACGGAAGGAGUCAUGCAAAGCGGAUAUAGGCGAACCGACGCCUCCUACGCGUCGCUCUUCAGCCCCUCCGAUGCGCCCGAUGCCUCCGGAAAGCUCCGGUACUUCACCUCAUGCGGCACGAGGACGGCUCGCGACCGAUCCUAUUGCGAAUAGGCCUAGGCCGCCGUUGGCCACACAGGAGACAUUUACGACAAAGUUUGUGAACCCAUUCAAUUUUAGCUCCCAAAAGUCUAGGACCACUUCUGCUCUUUAUGAACCAGCUACUCCCAAGACGCUAGCAAGCCCCACAAAGGCCUCGACCAAACGGCGUUCUUUGAGCAAGUUUUUCCGCAUCGAGUUCACCCCCAAAGCUAGGCUCCCCUCACCCAUUCUUUCUCGCACGACAUCGAAGGUAUCCAAGUCUACGUUAAAUGUCUCUACUCCUGCUCCCCCAUGCAGCACUCCACGCACACAGCCGUAUGGAUAUCCAUAUUACGCUCAAAUGCCGGGGCAGACAGGUUAUGUAACUCCGAUACAGCCGCAGCCUACGCACUUCCGCAAAGAUACAAGUGGAUUUGUCCCGAAAGCUGGUAAUGGCUCCAAAGACGCACAACUUACGCGUGCACGAGGAUUGCAGAACCAACGGACGACCACAAUAGCCGAGGCGCGGUGGACUAAUACGCUAGGAUUAUCGUUGCACGAUACAAAUCAGAGGCGGAAGGAAAAUACCAAUGAUGGGAGAUAG
Messenger RNA from Fibroporia radiculosa, 1716 nucleotides. RefSeq lists its product as uncharacterized. Lineage: Eukaryota; Fungi; Basidiomycota; Agaricomycetes; Polyporales; Fibroporiaceae. The transcript is spliced from 3 exons. The coding region runs from base 1 to 1716 and encodes 571 amino acids. The record is from RefSeq and is a predicted model, not a curated record.